Symbiodinium sp. CCMP2456 is the source of this 170-nucleotide messenger RNA. Lineage: Eukaryota; Dinophyceae; Suessiales; Symbiodiniaceae. The record is from the annotation of a GenBank genome assembly.
GAGGCUCUUACGCCCCGGCGGCUCCGAGCAGAUCACGUGCAACGAAGGGAGGCGGAACUCCAGAGGCGCAUCGGCCCGCUGCCGAAGUGCAUUGCCACCAUCCGUGGCCGGGCCGCACGCGACCGCGCGAGUUCUCCGCCCAGGUCGCGGUCGAACUCGCCAAAACGGCA